Messenger RNA from Nematostella vectensis (starlet sea anemone), 1484 nucleotides. RefSeq lists its product as uncharacterized. The coding region runs from base 19 to 1335 and encodes 438 amino acids. Lineage: Eukaryota; Metazoa; Cnidaria; Anthozoa; Actiniaria; Edwardsiidae. The record is from RefSeq and is a predicted model, not a curated record. The transcript has 4 exons.
AAACGACUCUUCAGCAUUAUGACUUCCAAAAGACAUAGAGUGUUUAAUAGUGAAGAACAGAUCUGCAGCAAACUCCAAAAUGUUCUCUCUCUGUGCAAGGAUCUUCAAAGGAACGGUUACGAAGGGGAUGACUUUGUGCUCCUUGCGAUCAUUCGAGAUAUGAAGAUCUUCCUCGGUGAGAAGCUAGACCGCAAGAGUGACCUGGCGAAGAUGGACGCCUUUUUCGGCGACCUCACUUCUAAUGCUGUGGUAAUCGCGCUGAGGAGACUGGUACGAGACGUCAAUCAAAUCAAAGACGGCAUGAAGAGGUUUGAAGAUGGAAUCGAAAAGAGGACGGCAAAUAAAAUGCCACCGCUUGUUAAAUCAGCUGAAGCUAAGACACAAGAAAGUGAUUGGAUAGACGAGGUCGGAUGGGAAAAAAUUAGACAGAAACGGGAAGAUCUCCUCUCAACUGUGGAGACCAGUCUUUCGCGGUACUCCACGAAGGCAAGGUCAAGGCCCAAGUCUACACCACAGCAAUCCCAAACCCUUCAGUGCUCUCCGAGUCCUGGGCCUAGCGCCUGCACACUAACCGUCGAUAGGCAACUGACCGAAAGAGUCGAGAAGCUCGAGACCUUUCUGCGAGACAGGAGAGCGCGCUUGCUCAGCUCACGAGAAAGCAGAGCGUCUAGCAUGCAGUGUGUGAGGGAUGUGGAAUGUACCAUUCAUAAUACAGAGAGCGCCAUCGAGAGGUCAAGAUUCGCCAGGAAGUCUCUCAGCGCACCUCGAAAAAAGGGUGAGCAGGACUCUACAACACCUUCGCCCGAUAACGGAGUCGGCAGAAUGUGUUGCGAUUGCCACAAAGUCCAACACGAGAAGGAUAAAUUCUGGGGUCUCAUCUCAGAUUCUGAGGACGACGAGGAAUUCAACUUGACAGUCAUAGAAAAAUACGGCCGACGGUCUCGUACAAAGCUCCCAAAACGAAAAGUGGCUGAGCUGAAUAGGUUAGAGAUGACGGAACUGUUCGAUACAUUGUCGGUACGAGACGAUGACCUUCGACCUACGACGAGCGCCCGAAGUAGGGACCGAGAUAGCCCAAUAGCUGUAGAGGACCCGAUUUCUAAAAGAAAGUUCGUCUUCAAAAAGAAGCCGGCAGGGAGAGCAGGGCGUGGCACAUGGGCUACCCCCGCGUUUGAGCGUCUUUGGACGAUGACGGAAGUCGAUGGUACGGCCAAACUGGACUCCAUGACGAGACUACGAGAGAUAAGUCUUGGCCGUCAAGCCAUUCCCCCAGUACUGCGCGCCAAGUUGUCAUGGCCCCGUCGCCUCAUUCAACGGUUAAGUGACACACGAUGAUCUGGGCAUCUCACGGCUAAGGCUUCUCAAGGCUCAGUAACCUUGAGGCGAUUACAGACAACGGCGUACUUCUGGAACUCUCACUUUAUUGUUAAUAAAAUUAUCUGUUUUAUUCACUCUAUUGUUAGAUUAAAGACGCUCUUUCCUUA